This is a messenger RNA of Erythranthe guttata (spotted monkey flower), 1850 nucleotides long. RefSeq names its product flavonoid-6-hydroxylase. The record is from RefSeq and is a predicted model, not a curated record. Gene Ontology annotation, molecular function: iron ion binding; monooxygenase activity; oxidoreductase activity, acting on paired donors, with incorporation or reduction of molecular oxygen. Lineage: Eukaryota; Viridiplantae; Streptophyta; Magnoliopsida; Lamiales; Phrymaceae.
AUGGAAUUCAUCAGCUAUGCAAUCUAUGGAGCCAUCGCCUUCAUUUCCCUUUUCUCCUAUUACUACCGGCUUUCCGCUAAACCAAAAACCAAAUCGCCACCAGCAGCCGGCGGGGCACGGCCCUUUACAGGUCAUCUACACCUCAUGGCCGGCGGCGGAGGAGGUGGUGGUGGUGGACUCCCUCACAUAAAGUUAGCCGCCCUAGCAGAUGAACACGGGCCUGUUUUCACAAUCCGGCUGGGCGUCCACCGCGCCAUGGUGGUCAGCAGCUCCGAUUUGGCGAAAGAACUGUUCACCGCCUUCGACGCCGCCAUCUCUUCCCGCCCGAAGCUAAGGGGGGCCAAACACUUGGGCCGCGACUUCGCCACGUUCGGUUUCUCUCCCUACAGUGCGUACUGGAAGGAGCUCCGUAAAAUCGUCUCCGUCGAGCUUCUCUCGAACCGUAGGAUCGAGCUUCUGCGAAAAGUGCGUGUUUCGGAAAUCGAUGAAUCCGUUAAAGAGCUUUACAAGCUCUGUGAGAGGAAGAAAGACCAAGUAUAUAAUUCCGGGGGCGGUGGAGUGUUGGUGGAUAUGAAGGAGUGGUUCGGUAACUUGAAUUUGAACGUGGUCCUCAGGAUGGUGGCCGGCAAGAGGUUUAACGGCGACGCGGAGGAGACGAGGCGGUGCCUGGUGGUGAUGAGGGAUUUCUUCCGAUUGGCGGGGACCUUUGUGCCGGCUGACGCCCUUCCUUAUCUUGGGUGGAUGGAUUUAGGUGGACGCGAGAAGAAAAUGAAGGAGACUGCUAAAGAAUUGGACGAAAUCGUUGGAGGGUGGUUGGCGGAGCACCGCGAAAAGGAAUAUUCCGGCGACGAUGAUGAUCGCGAUUUCAUGGAUGUGAUGUUGUCGGUUAUACAAAGUGCAAACCUUCGAGGUCAAUACGAUGCUGAUACCAUUAUCAAAGCUACAUGCGAGAGUUUGAUCGCGGGUGGGACCGACACAACUUCGAUCAUGUUAGUAUGGGCACUCUGCCUCCUACUAAUCAAUCGUCGCGUCCUAAAAAAAGCACAAGAAGAAUUGGACGUGCGUGUCGGGAGAGAAAGGCGAGUAAACGAAUCGGAUAUCAACAGUCUAGUCUAUCUCCAGGCCAUAGCUAAAGAAACUCUACGAUUACACCCCGCGAGCCCCUUGGGGGGAUUUCGGGAGUUCACCGAAGAUAUCAAUAUUAGAGGCUACAAUGUUCCAAAAGGCACAUGGCUAAUAGUGAACUUGUGGAAGUUGCAUCGCGAUCCGCGCGUGUGGGGGGAGGACGCGAUGGAGUUCAGGCCGGAGAGAUUUUUGAGUGGGCCCCACAUGAAUUUAGAUGUCAAGGGACAGGAUUUCGAGCUGAUCCCGUUUGGCGCUGGUCGGAGAAUUUGCCCCGGGACGAGCUUUGGCAUGCAUAUGUUGCAUUUGGUGUUGGCUAACGUGCUGCAGGCGUUCGAUCUGUCGACGGUGUCCGAUGAAGUGGUUGAUAUGGCUGAAACUGUAGGAUUGACAAACAACAAAGCCAUGCCACUUAAUGUUCUUGUGGUGCCCAGACUAACUUCUAGUCUUUAUUAAUUAGGUUAUUUGGAUUUUUAUCAAGAAUAAUUAACCACCUAUUAGAUGCUAUAUUAUUAUGGGUGAAGUACACGAGUAUAAUAUUUACUGCUCAUCUAAAUAAAUGUAUGUGAAAACGGCAAAUCAGCUUUGUUCAAUGUACGUAUUUUAUUUUAAUCGGUUAAUUGGGUGCAGGGCAUACUACCCCUGAUUUAUAUAUCAAAGGUCAUGUUGGCCAAAGUUAUUUUUCUCGUUUAAGUGUCAUUUUAUAAUUUCACCGACAAUUUUUGUUU